AUGUCGAUUCUUGUUUACGGUAAACCGUGUUCCGACUCCAGUGCAAAAUGUCAGGAGAUUAGGUUGCCACUGGUUUCUAAUAAACUUAAUGCGCCACUUAUAGCAGAACUGGAUAUUACCUCUAUGAAUAAAGAGUUAAAAACGUACAUCAAGGAUGACAUCGAGUCAACUUUUUCUGAGAAUAUUCAUAAGAUGGUGAAAAAUGAGCAAGAUGAUUUAAAAGUUUCUAUGUUACAGGAUUACUCGUCAAAAAUUAAUACGACACAGACAGAAUAUGACAAACAAAUUUCACAUAUAGUUAAAAACCUUGAAGCAAAACAAGAGGAGUUACAGCUUGAAAUAUCUGAAUAUAACACAAAUUUAAGUGAAAGUGAAUCAAUCUUUAAUUCAAAAAUAACAGAAUUGCUAAGAGGGUUUAAAGAAGGACAAGAGCGCUUGAAACUAGCGAUGUUAUCCGAUUAUUUAUCCAAGUUGCAGAAAUUGCAAGAUGCUAACCGGGAAACGAUAAACGAUUUUACGACUGACCUAAAGUCCCAAUUUGCCAAUUUAUCACAAGAAUUCAAAAGGGACUUCAUGAAAAGUGCUGUAAACUUGCAAACUCACAUGAAGAAACAGGAAGAAUGGAAAACAAAUCUUAUGGAAAAAUUAAAUGAUACUUAUGCACCCCUUAUUAAAGACAAAGACUGCAGCCAUAUCAGAUGGAAUCCAACAAAACCAAGUGGAGUAUAUACUAUAUAUCCAGAUGAAUUCAAUGGGAUCCAGGCUUACUGUGAUAUGUCUACUGACGGAGGAGGAUGGACCGUAAUUCAAAGAAGAAUAGAUGGAACAACAAAUUUUGACAGAAUUUGGGUCGAAUAUAGGGAAGGCUUUGGUGAUCCGAAGAAGGAAUAUUGGCUAGGUAACAAAUAUCUGAACAUUCUUACGACUAAUGGUAAAUAUGAACUGAGAAUAGAUCUAACGGACACUAACAACAAGAUGACGUAUGCUGUAUACAAGACAUUUAGUGUUGGUGACGAGAAUUCCCAGUACAAGCUCACCAGUGAGGGAUAUAGUGGAACUGCAGGUGAUGCAAUGAAGAGGAACAACGGUAUGAAAUUCAGUACAAAGGAUCGUGAUAAUGAUACACACAGAAGUAGCUGUGCAUCCGUUUAUGGCGCAUGGUGGUAUUGGUCGUGUAGUUUUUCAGAACUUAACGCCAACAUGAAAAAAAGUAAACUAAGAUGGAAAACUCCUAAUAGAAUCAAGGCAACCAUGAUGAUAAGGAAGCUAAUGUAA
Messenger RNA from Mytilus trossulus (common blue mussel), 1275 nucleotides. RefSeq names its product fibrinogen-like protein 1. The transcript has 5 exons. Bases 1 to 1275 code for a protein of 424 amino acids. Lineage: Eukaryota; Metazoa; Mollusca; Bivalvia; Mytilida; Mytilidae. The record is from RefSeq and is a predicted model, not a curated record.